UCCCAUGAUCCCCCGCUGCUCCGGCGAUCACAAUAAAGUAAUAAAAAAUUCAGGAGAAGAAGAGAAGAAAGGCGAGUCGGUGGCUCCUGUAUGUGCUGCGGACAGAGGAGACCAGCAGGGCUGCGUUGAGGCGGUGUUUCCCGGUCAGUGCGCGGAGGGCGAGGCGUGUGUGGAUAAUAUAAUGGAAGCGAUGGGCAGCGACUCGCAUUUCCAGACGCAGUUAUCGUCGAUCAUGGAAAUGCUGGCGAAAACAGCGGUGGCGGAAAUCGGCAAACUUGUCGAGGAGAGUCAUGCGGUGCUGAGGCUGGAGAUUACGCGGAGAAUCAGCGAGAACGAGUCUCUGAAGAGCAGAUGCGAUUUUCUGGAGAAGGAGCUCAAAGCCACCCGGAGAAGACUGCAGGCGAGUGUGGAUGCUCAGUUUGGCAGCGGAUCCAAAGACCUCCCUCAUCGUCCCACAAUUGACGGGGUUUUUGGGAAGGAGUGGUGCCUGGAUCUGUGGAAAGACAAGGAGACCAGCGCAAGGCAGAAGGACGACAGCCAUAAAGACCCCCCUGUGAUAGAGUCUGUUGAUCUAAUCGAUGAUGGACCUGACAUGAUUAUCAUCAAGGAUGAGACAUUUGAAGAUUGCUCAGGGAACAGCAAGGCACAGAGAGACUUAAAGAGUGAUGAGAAAGUUUUAGGGCCCGCAUUCUCUGGCACUGAACAGGACGGGGGCCAGAGUAGUGAAAAUUUUAUUCCCUACAACGAUCCUUUGAACAACACAGAACAGAGACAAGAAGGAGACCAGACUUUUGACCCGAGGUCAUCUACUCUUCUAGACAGUGCAGCUUCAUCAAACAUGAACUUGGACGAAUUUGGUGGUUACUAUCCCAGCAAUGUGAAUUUGGGAAUUCCAAAGACUGGUUCGGAGCAGAAGAAAAUCGAAUGCGUGUUCUGCGGGAAAAACUUCAAUUACUUGAGCUAUUUGAAAGUACACUUACGGACACACUCUGGAGAGAAGCCUUUUGUGUGUUCGGUGUGUGGCAGGAGGUUUGCUCAGAAAACCUACCUCAAAAUCCACAUGCGCACUCACUCCGGAGAGAGACCCUACUCAUGCAUGGAAUGUGGGAAGAGCUUCUCACAGAAAAGUUCCCUUAAUAUACACCUGCGCAGCCACACCGGAGAGAAACCCUAUAGCUGUGUGGACUGUGGAAGACGUUAUGCUUAUAAACAUGGGUUUAACACGCAUCACUGCACUAGCUAG
Molecule: messenger RNA, 1243 nt
Organism: Colossoma macropomum (tambaqui)
Lineage: Eukaryota; Metazoa; Chordata; Actinopteri; Characiformes; Serrasalmidae
Product: zinc finger and SCAN domain-containing protein 5A-like
Exons: 4
Coding region: 5-1243 (412 amino acids)
Biological process (GO): regulation of transcription by RNA polymerase II
Molecular function (GO): RNA polymerase II cis-regulatory region sequence-specific DNA binding; DNA-binding transcription factor activity
Source: RefSeq, a predicted model, not a curated record